UCCCCGGCCCCGGCGCGGCGCCUGCUUCCGGCGACGCGGAGGGCCGGCGGGGAGUUUCAGUGGGGCCUCUGGUCAUGGCCUCGCUACGCACUGCCAACCCCCGACUGAGGAACUACUUCAAGGAGAACUACAUUCCUCAGGUCUGCGAGGCUCUGUUAUGCGGCCUACUUAUUACGUGUCCUGAGGAUCCGCUGAAAUAUUUACAGAAAAUGAUCAUUACUAUCAUGGAAAAUGGUCUUGAAAGUCUUCUCUGGGAUAUGUGCAUCGAUCCAUCAAUGAGGCCAAAAAUUCGAAGAUUGUCUGAAACUUACAUGGAGCAGCUCUUUGGACUGGAUGAUCAGCUGAUGACUCCGGAAUUGAUGAUAAAAGCAUGCACUUUUUAUACUGGACAUUUAGUAAAGACCCACUUUUGCACAUGGAGAGACAUAGCAAUACCUCUUAUAAAUGAAGAUGAACUUCUGGCUGAAAAGAUGGAAAAAGCGAGGGAAUAUGACAAUUUCAGACUUCAAAAAUACUUCUUUCGUCUCUGGCACUCUUAUACAGAAGGUCAAAAAAAACUACUUACAGUCACACUAGUGCGGAUACGGACGAUGUGCCGCCGUUACAAGCUACUGGCUAUCCUAACCAGGUGGCGGGAUGAAGUUCAACAUAAGUAUAAGAAGAGAGAAGAGGAGCUGAUAUUAAAACAUGAACUUCAGUUGCUGAAAUGGAGAAGCAGGUUAAAACGCAACGUCAUUGCUAAGGAAGAAUUCCUAUUUCCUGAACACAGUGCGUCUGAAGUCUUUCUUAGAAGCGAGGUUCCUGAAUGUGACAUUUCGCUGUUCCCCGAAAGAGUGAUCUCACGGAUUUUCGCCUACCUCACUUUAAGAGAUAUAAUAAUAUGUGGUCAAGUUUGUCACUCCUGGAUGCUGAUGACACAAGGAAGCUCAUUAUGGAAUAGUAUUGAUUUUUCUGCAGUAAAAAAUAUAAUAACAGAUAAAUAUAUAGCGUCAACUUUGCAAAGGUGGCGUCUAAAUGUGCUGCGUUUGAAUUUUCGUGGUUGUGUUCUCCGACUGAAAACCUUGAGAUCUGUCAGCCUCUGUAGAAAUCUGCAAGAGCUGAACGUCUCUGACUGUCCAACACUCACAGAUGAAUCAAUGAGAUACAUCUCUGAGGGCUGUCCUGGGGUCCUGUACCUCAAUCUAUCUAACACCACCAUCACAAACAGGACAAUGCGAAUCCUGCCCAGGUACUUUCAGAAUUUACAGAAUCUUAGUUUGGCUUAUUGCAGAAAGUUCACAGACAAAGGUUUACGAUACCUGAAUUUGGGGAAUGGAUGCCACAAGCUCAUGUAUUUGGACCUUUCCGGCUGCACCCAGAUUUCAGUCCAGGGCUUCAGGAACAUUGCAAACAGCUGCACUGGAAUUAUGCAUCUGACCAUCAACGACAUGCCGACGCUAACGGACAACUGUGUAAAAGCUUUAGUUGAAAAGUGCCCUCAUAUUACAUCAAUAGUGUUCAUUGGUGCUCCUCAUAUCUCCGACUGUGCUUUUAAAGCUCUUUCUACUUGUAAGCUCAGAAAGAUCCGAUUUGAAGGAAAUAAAAGGAUUACUGAUGCAUGCUUCAAAUUUAUAGACAAGAAUUAUCCAAAUAUCAAUCACAUUUACAUGGCAGACUGCAAGAGAAUAACAAAUGGGAGCCUUAAGUCACUUUCACCUUUGAAGCAACUGACUGUGUUGAAUUUGGCAAAUUGUAUAAGAAUUGGUGAUAUGGGACUAAAGCAAUUUCUUGAUGGUCCUGUGAGCAUAAGGAUAAGAGAGCUAAAUUUAAGUAACUGUAUCCACCUGAGUGAUGUCUCUAUUGUGAAACUAUCAGAGCGCUGCCCUAAUUUAAACUACUUGAGUUUACGAAAUUGUGAAUAUUUGACUGACCUAGGAAUUGAAUAUAUGGUAAACAUCUUUUCCUUGCUGUCAGUAGAUCUCUCUGGAACACACAUCUCUAACGAGGGUUUGAUGAUACUUUCCAGACAUAAAAAAUUAAAGGAACUUUCUCUAUCUGAGUGUUAUAAAAUCACCGAUGUCGGAAUUACGGCAUUCUGCAAAGGCUCACUGAUCUUAGAACAUUUGGAUGUCUCUUAUUGCCCCCAGCUGACAGAUGAGAUUAUUAAAGCAUUGGCCAUUUAUUGCAUUUGCCUCACAUCUCUCAGCAUCGCUGGCUGUCCAAAGAUUACAGACUCAGCGAUGGAGGUGUUAUCAGCAAAAUGCCAUUACUUGCAUAUUUUGGAUAUUUCUGGUUGUAUCCUGCUUACUGACCAAAUGCUUGAGGACCUUCAGAGAGGCUGCAAACAACUUCGAAUCCUUAAGAUGCAAUACUGCAGGUGUAUUUCCAAGGAGGCAGCGAAGAGAAUGUCGUCUAUAGUUCAGCAGCAGGAAUAUAACCCUAGUGACCCUCCGUUUUGGUUUGGCUAUGAUUAUGAAGGCAAGCCCCUUAAAAAACAAAACGAGGAAACACCACUUAAAGGAGAUGAAGAAGUCAUACUGACAGAGUCAACACACAAUAGUGAAGAGGAACUAGCAUGACCUUCAGCCUCAAGCAGGAGGAAGAAAAAAAAUCUAGAACUUGAUAACUUCAUCUGAUACAAGUAUUUUUACCAGCGGGAUCGCAACAGUGUAAAUAAGCAGCAAACCAUCUCCUGAUUUUUAGUCCA
Molecule: messenger RNA, 2686 nt
Organism: Lontra canadensis (Northern American river otter)
Lineage: Eukaryota; Metazoa; Chordata; Mammalia; Carnivora; Mustelidae
Gene: FBXL13
Product: F-box and leucine rich repeat protein 13
Exons: 21
Coding region: 75-2558 (827 amino acids)
Biological process (GO): SCF-dependent proteasomal ubiquitin-dependent protein catabolic process
Cellular component (GO): SCF ubiquitin ligase complex
Molecular function (GO): protein binding
Source: RefSeq, a predicted model, not a curated record